Molecule: messenger RNA, 1602 nt
Organism: Adineta steineri
Lineage: Eukaryota; Metazoa; Rotifera; Eurotatoria; Adinetida; Adinetidae
Source: the annotation of a GenBank genome assembly
AUGGGUGCUGAGACUUCGCGCCGUUUACAUUCACGUAAAAAACAUGAACCGAUAUCAUCGGUGCCACCAGCAAAUGGAGCACCAGCUUUAGUAUCAGACGAUCAACCAAAACCUCUACCAAUAGCACCAGAUACUGAAACAGUUCGAAGAAAAAAACAUCGACAAAUGGAUAGAUUAAGACGAACAUUAAGUUUUCGUAGUAGAAAAAAAGGCAAUCGAGCUAAUGAUCCAAAUUGUAAUAAUAUUAAUAAUAAUAAUAAUAAUAAUAAUAAUCAUUCAACGACAAAUGCAAAAACUGCUAAUAAUACAACGACAGCAACAGCAACUACUGAAAAUAAACCACCACAAUGGCAAGAUGAUGAAAAAGCUGUACGUGGUGGUGCUUGUAAUUUUAAUGUUAAGUAUCUUGGAAGUGUUGAAGUACAAGAAUCCCGAGGAAUGCAUGUCUGUGAACAAGCUAUUCAAGCUUUAUUAAAUCAAAAAGGUAAACAUAUUAAAGCUAUUUUAUAUAUAUCUGGUGAUGCUCUACGAGUUGUUGAUGAAACAAAUAAGGGUCUUAUUGUUGAUCAAACAAUUGAAAAAGUUUCUUUUUGUGCACCUGAUCGUCAUCAUGAAAAAGGUUUUGCAUAUAUUUGUCGAGAUGGUACAACUCGUCGAUGGCUUUGUCAUGGUUUUCUUGCUAUUAAAGAUUCGGGUGAACGUUUAAGUCAUGCUGUUGGUUGUGCUUUUCAAAUAUGUCUUGAACGAAAACAAAAACGUGAUCGUGAAUGUAGUGUUACCGUUGAAUAUACACAAAAUGGUACAUGUUUUACACGUUUUGGUUCAUUUCGUACAACAUCAAUAACAGAACGUCUUAUUGAUCCUCAAAGUGCUAUUAUUGCUGAACCAAUACCAUAUAAUACAACAACCACAUCAAAUCUAAUCAAUUCAUCUAAUCAAAAGAAUGGUGUUAUUGAAAGACCACGACCGAAAGGAACGGAUUCCGAUGCAUUUAUACGAAGUGCAUCACUUCGUUUAGGUGAACUUAAUCAAGCAGCAUUAGGUACUUUUAAACGACAAAGUUCAUUAAGACCCAGUGAUUUACCAUCUAUACAAGAAGCUAAAUAUAAAGAAUCAACUACAAGCACAAUUCGAGAAGAAGAUGAAGUUGAACCUGUACAAACAAUAAAUGAACUUAGUAAAUUAUCAUUAUAUGAUUCAACAAAUACAAAUGGUUAUACACAUGAAAUAAAUCAUUUUUCUCUUCCUACAACAAAACCUUCAUUCAUUCCAUCAUCAACAAAUUAUACAAAUCCAAAUGAAAAUAUAUCAUCAAAUAUUUGGUUAACAAAUCAAACAUCUAUUAUUAAUAACAAUGAUAAUAAUGUGCACGAACAAUAUGAAUCUACACCAAUACCACCACUACCACAAACAAUAAAUGAUGCAUUUAAUUCAAAUUUAAAUGCACUUGUUCAAAGUAAUAAUCCAACAAAUCCAUUUUCACCCUAUGGUUAUUCAAUAGCUGCACAAGCUCAAUCGCCAAAUAUUAAUCAUAGACAACCAACUAUAUUUACACCUAAACGUGGUACUAAUCCAUUUGAUGAUGAUCUCAUACGACGAUGA